Messenger RNA from Panonychus citri (citrus red mite), 3247 nucleotides. RefSeq names its product innexin unc-9-like. Gene Ontology annotation, cellular component: gap junction; plasma membrane. NCBI's taxonomy places the organism in Eukaryota, Metazoa, Arthropoda, Arachnida, Trombidiformes, Tetranychidae. Gene Ontology annotation, molecular function: gap junction channel activity. The transcript is spliced from 4 exons. The coding region runs from base 655 to 2121 and encodes 488 amino acids. The record is from RefSeq and is a predicted model, not a curated record.
GAGUUUGAGUUGGAUAGAAAAAAAAAUCUUCGAAUUUUCCUCUUCUUUUCCUCUUCUUCCUCAAUAUCGUCUUCUUCUUAAAACACACACAAUCAAUUGGAAUAUUUUUCUCUUUCAUUAUAUAUAUAAUUUUGCUUUUUUGUUCGACGGAAAAAACACCAAAAAUAUACCAAAAAUCAGCCCAUAAGAAAAUGGAUUUACCUGUUAAAGGCGAUUAUUAUUGUUACCUUUGUAUCUCUCAUCAUAGUGAACAGUGUUUGUGAUUAUAUUCAAUUCUCUUUCAUCUCUUACUUUUCUCUUUCUUUUUUUCUACCUCUUUCUUUUUUCUUCUCUUUCUCUCUUAACAUUUUCUCUUUCUUUCUUCUCUCUUCCUUUCUUACUCUAUUAAUGUGUGGUAGUUACUUCGCUGUUUCUAAUGUGAUAUCUACACAUUAUUUUUCUUCUCUUUCUCUUUCUCUCUAUUCUUUUUCUUUAUUCUUUUUUACUAUUUCUCUUUGAAACAAAAAAAUAAUAAUAUUAUUACAAAAAUCGAGAAUAUCAUCAUCAUCAUCAUCAUAAUUCAUCUCUAUCAUCAUAAUGUAUAUUUGAUAACAUCUCCACCCCACACCAACAUCAACGAAGAUUCAUCAUCGCGUGAACCACGAGUCCUCUGCAAUGUCCUUUCUCUUCCGGUUAGUAAAGUUUCAUGAUCUGAUCGGUGGAAUCCAUGUGCCAGUAGACGAUGGAGUGGACAAGUUAAACCGGAAAUACACCUUACUGGUCUUCCUCUUUCUGGCUCUGCCCAUUUUCACCAAACAAUAUAUCGGUGAUCCGAUUGAAUGUUUCACACCGACUUAUUUCACAGAGCCUCAGGCUCGCUACGUAAACUCCUAUUGCUGGACAGCGUCCACAUAUUAUCUUGUGGCCGCGGAUGCAGAUGAUGAGGAUUAUGAUAUAGUUGGUCAAGUUGGAAAGAAUCAGGAUCCACCUGAUCCUCGAGUUCUUCCAGAAGAAUUAGAUUAUGGAGGUUUCGAUGUGGCCUCAACUGGACCGGAGAGACUGAGAAGAGUGAGAGUCGGCUAUUACCAAUGGGCUCCGUUAAUAUUAUUAGUCCAAGGAUGUUGUUUCUAUGUGCCCUUCCUUGUGUAUAAUUCAUGUGCUCACAAUGCCGGUGUUAAACUACGGCGUUUAUUGAAAAAAGCAUCUGACAUUGCCUCCCUUCCGCCGGGGUGUCAACAAAGAGAAGCCCUUUUAGCUGAAUUUGUUGAUCAAUUUCAUACUCUUGUUACAGGGGAAGCGGGUUGGUGUACCGAUCCCUCUUGUCGGCUUCCUCUCUCCUGUCGAUGUUGCUCCGGAGGACCCAGCCGGUAUUUGUGCCUACUUUAUUUACUGGUUAAAAGUCUUUACGUUAUUAACGUUGGACUUCAAUUCUUGUUACUCGGCUCAUUUAUGGGUCGAGGUUUCCUUCGCCAUGGCCUGGAACUUAUCCGCCGACUGAUGGUUGAAGGUGAAUGGUGGGCCUCACCGAGGUUCCCUUUGCAAACCUUGUGCCAAGUUCGUGCCGCCAUUCAGGGUGGACUUCGAACCUAUACCUGCCAAUGUGUACUGCCAAUAAAUGUUUUCAAUGAGAAAAUUUUUUCCGUUGUGUGGUUUUACAUGGCUUUCCUGUUACCCCUUAAUGUAUUAAGCCUACUUUUCUGGGUAUGGCGGAGCUUCCGGUGUAACAGGUUAGCUUAUAUACGUCUGUGUCUCUGGCGAACCCGUUUAGUCUCUAUGGCUGAGGUUGGCCGGUUGGCACGGAAAAUAUCUGCACAAUAUUUAGGCUGGGAUGGUGUUUUUGUACUCCGUCUCAUUGAACAUAACCAUGGGUCCAUAAUGGCCACCCUAAUAGUUUCCCGUCUAUGGGAAUUUUAUGCCAACCAGAUGAAAAUGCAAGAAGAAGGUAAUACAGGAAGCGAUGCUGAGAUGGGCAGUGUUGCCAGUGUGGGUGCACCACCAUCUACCUCUUGGCACUCCUGCCAUCCAACAGCUUGUCACGUGACCGGACAUCAUCAUUUCUCCGGUGGAAAUGCUACUGGUGCUCAGGGAACUAUGAGUCAUUCGAGUAAACGUAUGCCUCCAAAUGGCUUUUGGGGAAUUUGACGCACCUGAAAGAACUUAACCUCAUUAACGAACGAUAAUAUUCAUAAUUUAUAUCCAGAACUAAAUUCUAGCAUUUGAAUAAUAUAAUCAUCAUCAUCAUCACCUCAUCAAACUCAUCGCAAUUAAAAAUCUUUCAUCUUUUACCAUCAACAUCUUCCCACCUCAUAACAACACAAUGAUCAUUAUCACUAUCACUUUACCUUUCCACAUCCAACCAUCAUCAUCAUCAUCACCAUCUUCAUCCAUAUUCAUCUAUAGUGAGGUAAAGAGAGAAGACAAUUUCUCCUGAAGAAAAAAAAAGGAAGAGAUUUAAACAAAAAUCAAAUAAUUCGAUUACAGGAAAUUAUUAAGAGAAAACAAUUGUUCGACUGCAAAAAAGAAAACAAAUUUUAACAAAUCCUUGUAAAUUAUCAUCAAAUAAUAAUAAAUCCAAUUAGUUAUUACAAUUAAAUCAACAACAUCAACAUCAACAACAAAAACAACAACAACAAAGAAAACCAAUCAACAACAAAAUCAUCAUCAUCCAAAGGCGGAAAAGGAAAUGAUAAAAACUAUGAGAUAAUUGAUUUUGUUUUUUUUUUACUAAAAACCUCAAGAUAAUAAUAAUUAACAAUUAACCUGACAAAAGAAAGAUAUUGAAAUGUUGAAUAAUCUGGUUAAGUUUUUUCCCCAUCAAAACCAAUUCUAACCAACUAGUUAAUUCUGGUCAAUUUGAUUAUCAUUUGGUCAGUUUACAGGGAGGACAAGAGGAUGACAAGGAUUCCAACAAGGGAGGAAAUAUAUUCAGGAUUGGAAAUGGACGAUAAUUAAAUGCUACCAACGAAAGUGUUUAUCCUCAUUGUGUUAAUUGUUAACAGUUAAUUGUGACCAGAUUAUAUCAAAAAAAAUCAAACUAACAAACUAUUAAUACAAACAAUGAGACGAUAACAACUGAGUAAUACAACUAACUAAUUAAUUGUUACUAUUAUGAUUAUUAUCUUUAUAAUUAUUAUCUUAAUUGUUAUUAUUAUUAUGAUUAUUAUGAUUAUGAUUAUUAUUAUUAUUAUUACAAUUAUUAUGAUUAUUAUUAUUAUUACUUGUAUUAUAUUUAUUAAAUAAUUGAUGAUAGAUGAUGAUUUUAAAUCAA